Molecule: messenger RNA, 970 nt
Organism: Batrachochytrium dendrobatidis JAM81
Lineage: Eukaryota; Fungi; Chytridiomycota; Chytridiomycetes; Rhizophydiales
Exons: 3
Coding region: 52-903 (283 amino acids)
Biological process (GO): proteolysis
Molecular function (GO): serine-type peptidase activity
Source: RefSeq, a predicted model, not a curated record
GGAUAAAUUGGUUUAUUAUCAAACAGUUGAUGUAAUCAUUUAUUACAAGAUAUGGACUGUUUGAUUGAGGAGCAAGCAGUUGGAGGAAUUCCUAUUACGAUUGUGCGCAGUUGUGUUGAUCAACAUCUGCAGCAGUCGGAUGUUGCAGUUUUGUUUCUUCUUCAUGGCCGUAAAGAACCAAUCAAGAGAUAUGUUGAGCAUGCCAAAACACUAGUGAAUGCCAUGACAAAGCAGGAUAAUGCUCGAUCGCUGGGACUCGUGGUGGUUCUGUUUGAGCAGCGCAACCACGGAUCUCGACUGGUAUCUGCAGUUGCCAACGAGUCCUGGUCAACAGGAAACCCAACUCAUGCGACAGAUAUGUGGUCAAUCCAGUACGGUACUGCAAAAGAUGUAUCUUUUUUGAUGGAUGUUCUUCCAAUGCAUUUAUCUGCAACAAUGAGCGUUCAUCGAUGGGGUGUAGCCGGAGUCAGUCUGGGUGGACACUCGACCCUUCUCGCUGCAGUCCAUGAACCAAGACUGGAUGUUGCAGUGUCGAUCAUUGGAUGUGGGGAUUACGCUUCCUUGAUGGUUCCUCGUGCACAAGCAUCCGGUCUGUCCAUUUCAACCGAUUCCUGUGAAUGCUUUCCACCCAGCCUUGUUCAGAUUUUGACCCGUCUGGAUCCAGUCAACAAUGUCCACAAACUCGACAACCAGAAACUUUUGAUUCUUGGUGGAGGGUUAGACGCCAUGGUUCCUCCAUCUGCUAACAAGAUGUUUAUUGAUCGUGUUAGGGAAAGGUAUGGUGCUGAGGGCAAGUCGGAGUGGUUUGACGAGCGCAUUGAUCCUGAUGCCGGCCAUACUUUUUCUCCGUGGAUGAUGGUUCAAACGCAGCAAUGGCUUUGCAAAUAUGUGCUAUCUCGUUGAGUCUGCCGUCAAGUAUAAGUUUGAUCCAGCUGCAUACUUUUUAUAAUGAAUAAAAGUGCAUCGGAUG